AUGAAGUGGUACCCAAUUAUAACAUUAUCAACAUUUCUACUAAAUUUUUCAAAUGCAGUAACUGAUCCAACACUUAUACUAGACGAUACAAAACAGUUAACAAAAUAUUUAAUCAAAAAAUCAGAAAAAUCAUCAAUUAUAAAUCCAAAAUUUGAAUUAGAUUAUUCAAUAUUUGAAACUUAUAACGCAGAAAAAGAUAAUGAAGAUAAAGAUUGUCCACCAUGUUUUAAUUGUAAUUUACCAAAUUUUGAAUGUACUCAAUUUUCAACAUGUAAUACAUUUACAGGAAUGUGUGAAUGUCAACCUGGAUAUGGAGGUUUAGAUUGUUCUGAACCAUUAUGUGGAUCAUUAUCAAAAGGAAACAAUAAAAGACCCAUUCGAAAAAAAGAUUCCAAAUGUGAUUGUGAAUCAGGUUGGUCAGGGAUAAAUUGUAAUUUAUGUGAAAGAGAUGAUGUAUGUGAUUCAUUUAUGCCUGAAGGUAUAAAAGGAACAUGUUAUAAACAAGGUAUAAUUGUAAAUCAAUUUCAUCAAAUGUGUAAUGUUACCAAUAGCAAAAUUUUAAAAAUUUUAGAUGGUAAAAUUCCUCAAGCUACUUUUUCAUGUAAUAAAACAUCAGAAAAUUGUAAUUUUCAAUUUUGGAUUGAUCAAAAAGAAAGUUUUUAUUGUGAUUUAAAUAAAUGUAAAUUAAAUUAUGACUUGAGUUCAAAUAAGACUAAAUAUAAUUGUGAAACUAUUGCAUGUAAAUGUUUACCAGAUAGAAUGUUAUGUGGUGAAAAAGGAAGUAUUGAUAUUUCAGAUUUUUUAACUGAAACAAUAAAAGGUCCAGGUGAUUUUUCAUGUGAAUUAAAUGAUCAAAAAUGUAGAUUUUCAGAACCAAGUAUGAAUGAUUUAAUUCAAUCUGUUUUCGGAGAUCCUUAUAUUACAUUAGAAUGUAAAUCUGGUGAAUGUAUUCAUAAAUCUGAAAUUCCUGGUUGUGAUUUCCCCAAAGAUCCAAAAUUAACUUUAGGUAAUAUAUUUGUUAUAAUUGGAGUAUUAGUUGUUUGUUUAUUAUUUGUUAUUACAAUUGUAAGAAAUAUAAAUGAUUCAGCAUUAUUUAAAAAAUCUGAUACCAACAAUGAUGGUGAUUAUGAAGAAUUACCAACAGAUUCAAAUUCAAGUUUAUUAUUAAAUUCAAAUUUUGAACCAACUACUUUAUCAUUUGAAAAUAUUAAUUAUAAAGUAAAUAAUAAAGAUAACAAAAAUCAACAGCAACAAGUAUUAAAUAAUAUAUUUGGAUUAGUUAAACCAAGAGAAUGUUUAGCAAUAAUGGGAGGAUCAGGUGCUGGAAAAACUACAUUAUUAGAUAUAUUAGCUGGCAAGAAUAAAGAUGGUGAAAUUAGUGGAUCAAUUUAUAUAAAUGGUAAUAAAUUAGAUAAAAAACAUUAUAAAGAAAUUGUUGGAUUUGUUGAUCAAGAAGAUCAUUUAAUACCAACAUUAACUGUUUAUGAAACUGUUUUAAAUAGUGCUUUAUUAAGAUUACCAAGAUCAAUGACUUUCCAACAAAAACAAUCAAGAGUUAUUGAAGUUUUAAAUGAAUUAAGAAUUAUUGGUAUAAAAGAUAGAGUAAUUGGAUCAAAUUUUAAAAGAGGGAUUUCUGGUGGAGAAAAAAGAAGAGUUUCAAUAGCUUGUGAAUUAGUUACUUCCCCCUCCAUAUUAUUUUUAGAUGAACCUACUUCUGGAUUAGAUUCUUAUAAUGCAAGGAAUGUUAUAGAUUGUUUAGUUAAAUUAUCAAGAGAUUAUAAUAGAACUAUAAUUUUUACAAUUCAUCAACCAAGAAGUAAUAUAGUUUCAUUAUUUGAUAAAUUAAUUUUGUUAAGUGAUGGAGAUUUAAUAUUUUCAGGAGAUAUGAUCAAGGCAAAUGAUUUUUUUACAAAAAAUGGUUAUAAAUGUCCUUUAGGUUAUAAUAUAGCUGAUUAUUUAAUUGAUAUUACAGUUGAUCAUAACAAAAUAUUAAAAGUUUCAAAUAUUGAUUCAAAUGUUAUAAGUGCAACAUCAACUGAUUUACAUAGUGGUUCAGAUCAUCCAGAUAUUCAUCAAGAUUUUAUAACAAAUAGAUCAUCAAGUCAAGUAGAUACAACACAAGAAUGGGAACAUUUCGCAGUUCAUAGAGAUGAAUAUAAUACAGAUAUAAUAGGAAGUAAAAAAUUAGAAAAUGGAGAAGAAGAAACUUUAAUAAGAUUAAGAAAUAAAUUACAUAAUUUAUUUAUUGAAAGUUCAUUAGCUGGAGAAUUAAUUAAUGAAAUAAACGAAGGUAAGGAACAUCCAUUAAAAUUUGAUUUAAAAAAACAUGACAUAUUCAAGAAAGCAAACAUUGUUCAACAAAUUUCAAUAUUAAGUUCAAGAAUUUUUAAAAAUUUAUAUAGAAAUCCAAGAUUAUUAUUUGCUCAUUAUUUAUUAAGUUUAAUAAUGGGAUUAUUUUGUGGUUAUUUAUAUUAUAAUGUUAAAAAUGAUAUAAGUGGAUUUCAAAAUAGAUUAGGUUUUUUCUUUUUUAUAUUAGCAUUUUUUGGUUUUAGUUCAUUAACUGGUUUACAUUCAUUUGCAACUGAAAGAAUUAUUUUUGUUAGAGAAAGAGCAAAUAAUUAUUAUAAUCCAUUAAGUUAUUAUUUAAGUAAAAUUAUAUGUGAUAUUAUACCAUUAAGAGUAUUACCUCCUAUAUUAUUAAUAAGUAUAGCUUAUCCAUUAGUUGGAUUAACAAUGGAACAUAAUGCAUUUUUAAAAUCAAUAAUGGUCUUGGUGCUUUUUACAGUUGCUGUUUCAAUUGAAAUGUUAAUUGUUGGAAUAUUAAUAAAAGAACCAGGAACAUCAACAAUGAUUGGAGUAUUAUUAUUAUUAUUAUCAUUAUUAUUUGCAGGAUUAUUUAUAAAUAGUCAAGAUUUAACUACACAAAUUAAAUGGUUAGAAUGGAUUUCUGUUUUCCAUUAUGCUUAUGAAGCUUUAUCAAUAAAUGAAGUUAAAGAUUUAAUGUUGAAAGAAAAAAAAUUUGGAUUAUCUAUUGAAGUUCCUGGUGCUGUUAUUUUAAGUACUUUUGGGUUUAAAGUUGGUGCUUUUUGGCAUGAUGUUUGGUAUUUAAGUGGAUUAUCUGUUGUAUUUUUAAUUUUAGGGUAUAUUUUCUUAUAUUAUUAUACAUUUGAGAGAAGAUAA
Molecule: messenger RNA, 3180 nt
Organism: Lodderomyces pseudojiufengensis
Lineage: Eukaryota; Fungi; Ascomycota; Pichiomycetes; Serinales; Debaryomycetaceae
Gene: ADP1
Product: putative ATP-dependent permease
Exons: 1
Coding region: 1-3180 (1059 amino acids)
Cellular component (GO): membrane
Molecular function (GO): ATP hydrolysis activity; ABC-type transporter activity; ATP binding
Source: RefSeq, a predicted model, not a curated record